ACCACCAGUGGGAACAGAAGACCCCCAAAACUCCAUUAUAACAAUUAUAUCUGGAUUUUUGUGACUCAACUAAUUAAAAGAAUGAAAGCACCACUUGUUAUAGCGACCAUCGCGGUCAUUGCCACCUUAAUAGGAAAAGGUACAACCCAGUCAGGUCAAUGCAAUAGUCCAAGGAUUGCAGAGGCUACGGGCGCAAUAUCGACUCGUUCCGAUGAUGCAAAAUCUAUUGUGAAAUGUCCAACGGGCUUUGUUGGUCAGGCAUGUAAAUGUGACCUCAGAUGUGACGGAUCUUACUUCAGCAAUCAGGAAACUUGCAUUGCCUCUAACAGACGAAAUGUCGGAGGUGUUAAGGCUAAGGUGACCUGUAUUGAGAAAGCUUGCGUGAAAACUCGUAUAAAUCCUCUCUCCGUUGGAUAUGUUCCCGGCCCAACAGUGACAUGCCCUGCAGAUUAUGAACUUGUAUCAUGUUCCAUUUAUUCUCCGUGGUCUCAAUCUUACGCGUCUUUUAUGACGACUGAAGUGACAGGCAACACUUGCGUUGGCCCCAGUCAAUGCAGGAAAUGUCGUGUCCAAGCAGUGUGUAUUGCGAAAAAAAAAUGCCGGAAAGAUGAAGAAAAGUGGGACACGAAGUCAUCUAAAUGCAUUCUCCGUUGCCCUAACAAAGACACCAAAUGGCAUAUCGAAUCAAUCUCGUGCAUGCCAAGAUGCCUCGAUAUUCAGACUAAAUGGGACGGCAAGAUAUGCGCACUGAGGUGCCCUAACCAAGACGAACAGUGGUCCAGCGUGAAGUCAGCGUGCAUUCUACGUUGCCCCGAUGUUAACACCAAAUGGGACCAGACGCAAGGCAAAUGUGUUGACCGAUGUGCGGGUCAUAUGCAAUGGGAUAACCAACAGAAAAAAUGCACAAGCCGAUGUGCGGCAGCUGACAAGUGGGAUGAAGCCAAAAAGACAUGUACACCUAGAUGUCCAUCCCACCAGAAUUGGAUGACUGACAAAUGCGAAAACAAAUGCCCAACGGGAGAAAAAUGGCACGAUCCGACCAACAAAUGCUUCCAAGACGUCAUGUAUCCAAAGACAGAGGAAGGCAAUGGCCAGGGGGCUGCCUGUGUUAUACCUUUCUUGUAUGGCAGCAAAUGGCAGGAGGACUGUGUACAGGGAAAUGAGAAGAUGUGGUGCUCAACUACGGAAAACUAUGAUGCGGACAAAAAGUGGGGUUAUUGCCCUGUUAUGUGCCGAACCAAGGGUGGACUGACCAAAUUCCCUGGCGAUGCCUGGACGGAUGGCGGGAAGGGAGUAUUCUGUGACACCGAUGGGACCAUUGGAAUGAUUAUUAGAGAAUUCUCGUUUACGACAGGCGGUGAUGGCGGUGGAGCUGGGUGUGCAUUCCCAUACUUAUACAACGGACGCUACCACGGAAAAUGCGUGAUUUCCACCACAUUGCCUUGGUGUGGCACUGUCAAGGACGGCUCAAAGUGGGGAUACUGUCCUUCUCAAUGUAUGCCAAAGGACGGGAGUAGGAAGAAUGCGGGAGAAUGGUGGAUGGAAGGACAAAUGAAGUACUUCUGCGAUGAGAAUGUAGUCAUCCAGGAAAUUAAGGAUCUUUUAAUCAAGACGAAGGACGGUGUUCAAUGCGUCUUCCCAUUUAAAUACAACAGCAGGUUCUAUGGUGGAUGUACUGGUACGACCCCCUGGUGUGCCACCACUGCUGACUACGACGCCGAUGCCAAGUGGGGCCACUGCGCUGUCACAUGCCUUACCCAGGAUAAGAUGAAGGUGAAUGCCGGAGCCACUUGGUCAUAUGGAGGGAAGGAGUACGCCUGUGGGAGGGAUGGAAAAGUCAGAGCAAACGUGAAUACCACAUCUGGUAACUGCCUUUUCCCGUUCAGCUACAAUGGUAACAUGUAUGAGACGUGUACGGAGGCUGGUUCUGCCGGUAAACCCUGGUGUUACAUCGAUGAAGCCGAGAACGCCUACGGAUACUGUUAGAUAUACCUUUUUCUCUUUGCAUACAACGAAGCGUGAGGAAUGAGAUUUUUAUAACGUGGUUCAUUGUUACAAUUUAAGAGUGAAUUAAAAAACCUCUUAACUGUUCAUUGAUCGACCGAAUGAUAUAAUGGGUGAUAUGAAUAAAGACUAGCAAAUGCUUUUACUUCAAUUUUGUACGGAAAGGCCUAGUGUAUAUAUGUACAUGAAGUUUUAAAUAAAAGCAUUUGCUUGUCUUUAUUCAUAUCACCCAUUGUCUCAUCCCUUAUCGACUUCUAAAUGAAAAUUCAUCCGGUCAACAAAUGGUUGCAUAUGUAUGUAGUUAAAGAUAAAUAAAGUUGAUCAAU
Messenger RNA from Lineus longissimus, 2330 nucleotides. RefSeq names its product balbiani ring protein 3-like. Lineage: Eukaryota; Metazoa; Nemertea; Pilidiophora; Heteronemertea; Lineidae. Gene Ontology annotation, biological process: sperm capacitation. Gene Ontology annotation, cellular component: cell surface. Bases 82 to 1986 code for a protein of 634 amino acids. The record is from RefSeq and is a predicted model, not a curated record. Gene Ontology annotation, molecular function: heparin binding. The transcript is spliced from 22 exons.